UCGUGCCUCUGGGGACACAGCUCAAUCUUUGCAAGAGCUGUUUGCUUGCUUGUUUGCUUCCUCCACAGUCUGGAAGUCUUAUCCAUUCCCAGUGCCAGCCAUUAGUUGCAUUGAAUCCGCACUGGUGACCACCUGUUUCCCCUGACGAUAGAGCUCACAAUAACCACAUCGUUGCCGAUCUCCAGUUAUGAGCUCGCCGGUAUAGAAUUUCAUUUCAUGAUAAAGGGGGUGAAGAAACGUCAUGCUGCAGGCUUACUUCCCUUAAAUGGAUACACAGUGAUGCUCAAAUGCCUGAGAAGAUGACCGAGAUGAGAAGGAUGCAGCUCCUGCGCCGACGUCUCAGGAGAUAACAUGCAUCUAAGAUUGACCACAGCCUGUACCUGAAGGUCAAAGGGAAUGUCUUCAUAAACAGGCAAAUCUUUCUGGAGCACAUCCACAGGUUGAAGGCAGACAAGGACCACCUACAAGAAGCUUCUGACUGGCCAGGAUGAGGCUAGCAGAUCUACGACCAUGGAAGAAUGAUAGCACCUGGAGCAGGUCCACCAUGAGCAAGAAAUGGGACUUAAACGCCUCAGAAAACUGGAAUCACACCUGGAGCAGCAAUGACACGCAGCAUUAUUGGUACUCUGAUAUCAACAUCACCUAUGUCAACUAUUAUCUUCACCAGCCUCAAGUGGCAGCAAUCUUCAUUAGUUCCUACUUCCUGAUCUUUUUCCUGUGCAUGGUGGGAAACACUGUAGUUUGCUUUAUUGUAAUAAGAAACAAACACAUGCACACUGUCACCAAUUUCUUCAUCUUAAACCUGGCAAUAAGUGAUUUACUGGUUGGAAUAUUCUGCAUGCCUAUCACAUUGCUGGAUAACAUCAUUGCAGGGUGGCCAUUUGGAAGCAGCAUGUGCAAGAUCAGUGGUCUGGUGCAGGGAAUAUCAGUUUCGGCUUCGGUCUUCACCUUGGUUGCCAUAGCCGUGGACAGAUUCCGGUGCGUUAUCUACCCCUUUAAGCCAAAGCUCACCGUCAAGACAGCCUUUGUCACUGUUGUGGUCAUCUGGGGCCUGGCUAUCAUCCUCAUAUCUCCGUCUGCAGUCAUGUUACACGUCCAAGAAGAAAAACACUACCGUGUAAGACUUGGCUCCCACAAUAAUGAAACCAGCACCGUCUACUGGUGUCGGGAGGAGUGGCCCAAACAGGAAAUGAGGAGGAUCUACACCACCGUGCUUUUUGCCACCAUCUACCUGGCUCCGCUCUCCCUCAUUGUUGUCAUGUAUGCAAGGAUUGGGGCUUCCCUCUUCAAGACUUCAGCACACGGCACAGGCAAACAGCGCCAGGAGCCGUGGCAUGUGUCCAAGAAGAAGCAGAAGGUCAUUAAGAUGCUGUUGACUGUGGCUCUCCUUUUCAUCCUCUCCUGGCUGCCCCUAUGGACUCUGAUGAUGCUCUCAGACUACGCUGACCUGUCUCCUAAUAGACUGCGUGUCAUCAACAUCUAUGUCUACCCUUUCGCCCACUGGCUCGCUUUUUGCAACAGUAGCGUCAACCCCAUCAUUUAUGGUUUCUUCAAUGAAAAUUUUCGCAGUGGUUUCCAAGAUGUGCUCCAGAUCUGCCGAAAGAAAACAACACCCAAGGAAGCCUACGUCCUGAGUGCUAAAAGCAACAUGGUCAUAAACACAUCUGGCUUGCUGGUCCAGGAACCCGCAUCUCAAAAUCCAGGUGGGGAACAUUUGAUGGGUGGAGAAAGGGCUGAAAAUCCAACACAGGAAUUCUUGAUGGAAGAAAUGGGAGGAGGUACUAACAGUAGUGAAGUUUAAAAGGAGCACAGGCCCCCAGUGCUGUCCAGUCUUAUGGUACAUGAACUAUUUAGUGACUUUCAUAUUUCCCCUAAAUUUUUCAAAGUCUGACCAUUCCCAUCUUAACCUUUUAUUUUAUGUGAGUCAAGUAAAUCAAGUGUGCUUAUUUUGUAAGACUGUCAUUCUAUCUGUCUAUCUGCCUGUCCCUCUGUCUUUCCUUCUGUCCUCUGUCAUCUAUCUAUCUAAGACAGUGGUUCUCAAUCUGUAGGAUGCAACCCCUUUUGGGGCAGUCAACCCCUUUCACAGGGGUCGCCUAAGACCAUUAGAAAACACAGAUAUUUACAUUGCAGUUUACAAGAGGAGAAAAGCUACAGUGCCAAGGUAGCAACGAAAUUUUAUGGUUGAGGGUUAGCACAGCAUAAGGAACUCUAUUAAAGAGCUGAGGCACUGGGAUGGUUGAGAACCACUGAUCUAGAAGGACACACAUCUCCCUAAAUUGUGAGAAAUGUAAUGUGUAUGAAAGCACAUUUUGUCAAUUCUCCAACUGGCUUUGGAUUUACAAUUUUAGAGUUACUAAUGUGUUCUGCUUCUUAAAUGGGCUUAGUCUUUUAAGAAAACAUUUGGACUAUCUGAAGUCUUUGCUACCAAUUUCUCACUGCUGCAGAUUAAUCUAGGUUCCUCUGGAAGCAAGAUGGUGUAGGUCAGUCAGUAAUAAUGUCCCUGCUCACUUCACUUUGUAUGUUAGAACUGCGGUACCAAGCAAGGGGACACAGAUUUUUCUCAAUUUAAAAAGUUUUUUUUUUCUUUGAAAAGUAAGAAAUCAAAAUAGUCCAUAGAAAUCACUGCUGAGGUUGGAGAGACAGCUCAGUGGCUUAAACCAUUUAUGGAUUUUGUUGAUCAACUCCCAUCACCCAUAUGGUGGCUCACAACCACCCAUAACCUAAAUCCAGGAUAUUGGAAUUCUCUUUAGACUUUUACAGCUACCAGGCACAGAUGUGGGGCAGAUACACACAUGCAGCAAAAACACUUGUAUACAUGAAAGCUAAAUACAUCUAAGAAAGUUCUUAAAAGAAAUUACUGUUGAUUUUUUAUUAUAUUCAGAGUUUGAGAUAUGCAUUUUAACAGAAUGUUCAAGCAAAAGGAGAAAUCCUUUCAUAGUGCAGCAGGUGUCAGGGAGUGCCACGUCUUCCUUCUCUUUGAAAGAGUGACAUCAGAGCUGCUUGGUCAUCGUCCCAAGAAUUCCCUGACUAUAGACAAAGCAAGGAGUCUUCUCUAAACUUCCUACUGGAACCAAUAUUUAAAUAUAUCAUUCAUAGCUUAGUAAGUUAGCACUAAGGUAUAAGAGAGACUUGAUACUCCCCUGCUCCCACUAUUCAGUGAAUGAUCUGAAGUGCUAAGUCCAUCUGGGGUGAGAUCGGUUCCCAGGAAGUUGAACAUUACAAAAAAUGGUUUCUUUGGCAGUUAAGAAUAAAUCCUGGACACUGAGAUACCUUUUCUCUUUGCAGUCAUUGCUGUAGUUCAAGUUGAACGGUUCUCAACAGGCCAGCAAGAUUUAAUUAUCCAGGUUUGAUCUAAAUUGACUUAUGACUUGUUCCCUGCUGCCAUCAGGGUGUGCAGCUCUCUGAACCUCUAGCUUAGAAAUUCCUCCUUAUAUUCUGGACUUCCUGAACUUCUGCUUAUAGUUGAUGAAAUGGAACAUUACAAAUUUUUCAUUAGAGAUUAUAACUUGCUCAUGGCAUUGUGACCGGGAUAGACAGUUGACUAGUUCUCAGAACUCUUCCAAAGCCCUUCAUUCCCUUCUUCCUGCACUUUGUCAGCUGUGUUCCUCACUGCCUCCUUCUUAGUGCUUGUGGUACUCAUGACAGUAAUCUGCUGCUGUGGUCUUGGCACUUUUAACUCUUUCUACAGUUGGCGAAAUUGUCUUUCUUAAGUAGAGAGAGUUUGUUCUCCAGUGUGAAAUGCUCCUGGAAGCUCCAUUAAACCAUGUGCAAACCCCAGGCUAGCCAAGGCCUGCCCCGUAUCUGCUCUUUCUAUCUCUGACAAAAAUUAUUUUCUAAACUCUUAUCAAACUAAGAUGCUUACCUUUGAUUGUUUGUGCUUUGUUCUUACUAUAUUUUUUCUUUUUCAACUUUCUAUGUUACUAUUGUUUAACAUCUGUUCAGAAGAGUCUCCUCCAGAAGCCUGUCUACAUUCCUAGGGUAGACAGCUCCAUCUUCAUUCCAGCACAUCCAUCACAUACAGAUAAGACACUUUGCUUUUAAUAAACUGGAGCAACUGAGGGAAGGCUGGAGAACACCAAAACAUCCAAACAUUUGUACUUAACAUUUGGAUUAUGGGAUUAUAGAAAACUGAACACCUGCUAGGGUAAGACUUUGGACAGAUAUAUUUUCCAAAGCUAAAUUUUCACAUUUGCAAGACUAGAAUCACGGUGGUCUUACCCAUUUGCUAUUCUGUGAAUAUCACGUGAUGUGAGAGAGAAGCUUGUAAGAUGAAAAGCAGAGCGAUCAGCAUUUAGUAUGAGGAAACGACAUUUUGAUUGGGCUGUAGUUACAAUAAUAUAACAAAAUAAUAAUCUUAACACCAUGCAUGUAAAGCAAUUUUCAAAACGCUCUUUAAGCCUCACAGAAGCACUUUGAAGUAUAUGCUGUCCCCAUUUUUUAGAGAGCGGAACCAAGUGCAUAGUCGUUGGUUUUCCCAAUUCUUUUAAAUGCAUUAUCUUGAAUAUCUGUGGGAGGGUUAUGCACAUAGGUGACUGCAUAAAGGAGACCAGAGCAGGGUGUCACAUUCCUGAAGUUUGAGUUAAUAUGUGGUUUUGAAUCACCUGGUGUGGGCAAUGGAAACCAAACGGGUUCACUGGAAUAAUAGCAAGUGUUCUUAACAGCCCGUGGACCUAAAAUCUUAAGGCUUAAGCAUUAUAAAAAGAAAACUAAAAGAGAUUGGGAGGUCAAUAUAUGUAAUUCAAAAAAUAUUUUAACACUGGUAUCAUCUUUGUGUCAUAAUGAACUUAUUUUAGACUAACCCAUAACAGCUUUUUUAAUAGCUAUUUUUCUGACUGUAAAGUUAAUAUCUUUUAUUUGAAUUUUGGAGAAAUACAGGCGAUACCAUGAAGAGAGUAAAUUAUAUAUGUCUUUUUAUAAAGGAGAACCACCAGCUUAAAGAUUUAUUCUGUCCGUCCUCAAGGUCAGCACCUUACACCUCAUCUCCAUCAGCAGCAAACACCUUUAGAAGACGGGAAAUGAUGGGACAGACAAUUACCACACAGGGAGUAAUGAGACAGGCCAAUUUUGAAACACUUUCGACCUUUACUAUGCUUUCUCACGGUUGUCAGUGCAUAGCCCGCACCUUGGGGCUGGGUGUCUCAGUGUAGCCUCACACCGUGCACAUUUCUUCCUUCAACUUUGCUACUCUGAGAAUUGAAAACACAGUUGAAUGGACUGCUUUGCUUACUGGCUAGUACAGUUGAACAAUGCUCUUUAUUUCUAACUGAUUUAUACUUCUUCCAAUUCUGUGGCCACUUCCUCAGCUUGUUUUGUCUUUUGAGCUUUAGGCUGUCAGUCCUCAGUGAUAGGCAGAAAUUAUUACCUCAUUGCAUCGAAAACAUCCCAGUUUGUUUUUGAUUAGUGUUGCUUUUGUCUUGGUAAAACCCCCAGAGUGUUUGCUAGCGCACUUACUUGUCUGCUUUUCUGUCCUUACCGACUCCUUGACAUCCUCUGAACCCACCACUCAAUCUGUCACUCCUUGGCCACCUGGCUAGUUCCUCUUUCCCCUCUCAGGUCUUCCCAAAGCCUCCUUUGUGAACCCUGGAUUUCUCAUCUGUCUUCUGCCACCUGCAGUCUCCCCAUUUCCCUUCAUGUGCUGCCUCCUCUUUCUCCAGGGCUCAGCUCAAACCUCACCUGCUCAUUUUUCUCCACAGGAGAUUUCAUUAUUGCUAAUAUCUUAAAAUUUCAAUUACAUACUUCUGUAAUAUCUAUAUUCCCUACCAAACAGAAAACUGUAAGGCAAAGAUUUUUAUCUCAUAUUUCAUUUAAUUCUGAGUCCCUAAGAGGGUACUUGGCAUACAAUAGGCACAUGAUAAAUAUUUAUUGAAAAAUAAAUUAAACAGUUACAAAUACCUUCUUGGCUUUAGCUUAUUAAUUAUGUACAAGUCAUAUUUUAUUUUCCUUUGUUGAAGGAAAUCCAGAAUUCAAUUGAAGUAUUAGGUAAUUCUGAAAUGCAAAUUAAGUAAAAUGAAAAUCAUUCAUUAUCCCACUUUCAUACAGCAAUAAUCAUUUUGUCACUUUGGGGCCUGUGUGCAUGCUUUCAUUAAUAAGGAUAUGAUUUUAUGAUAUAUGUUUUAUACCUAUUCUAUUAGUUUAGUGUGUCACAGAUAUGUUUCCAUGUUGUUUAAGAGUUUUCCAAAUAUUUUAUUAAUUUCAAUGUUAUUCCAUUAUUUAAUAAGUUGCUCUGUGGCUGAAAAUGUCACUAAAGUCUUUAUUUUGUAGAAUGUGUAAUUAUGUAAAAUUCUCAUAACACUAAUCAUAUUCUAGCAUCUCAGAAUAGACUGUGAAGAAACAAAAUUGCUUGGCUAAAAUGUAUUUCUUAAUAUCUUAAUAUUCAUUGUAAGAUUCUGCUUAAUUCUUUAGAAGCACUUUAUAUCCAUCUGAGGUAUAAGAUAAUUUGGUCACAUAUGCUCUCAAAUAUUGCAUAUUCUAGAAAGCAUAUUUUUCCAAACAACUUAGUGAAAAUACCUUACCUCAUGUGUUUUGAUUUAAAUGUUUAAUAUUUCCUGCCAGCUCAUGUGUUUGAAUACUGGUACCAUAAACCUAUUUAGAAUGUCUUGUAAAGUUUGGGGAGUCUUGGGGCCAUAGGUCAGGUAGCAGAAGUAGGUUACUGGGAAGCAAUCAUGAAGAUGCUAUCAACUUCUGCUUCUUGCUCUCUGCUGCCUGACCCACCAAGUAUAAACAAACAGUGCAGGAAGGUCCUGCUAUUGUGGACCAAGCAGUUUGAAGUGUUGUAUCUUUCCGCCUAAUGGACUGUAACCUUUGGAACUGUGAGCCAAAUAAGCUUUCUUAAGUAUUAAGAUGCUCUAUUGGGUACUUUAGUCACAGUAGUUGAGAAAAGUAACACACACACACAU
This is a messenger RNA of Arvicola amphibius (Eurasian water vole), 6896 nucleotides long. RefSeq names its product neuropeptide FF receptor 2 (gene Npffr2). The record is from RefSeq and is a predicted model, not a curated record. Gene Ontology annotation, molecular function: opioid receptor binding; neuropeptide receptor activity; peptide binding. The coding region runs from base 488 to 1801 and encodes 437 amino acids. The transcript is spliced from 5 exons. Gene Ontology annotation, cellular component: membrane. Gene Ontology annotation, biological process: regulation of adenylate cyclase activity; G protein-coupled receptor signaling pathway; regulation of MAPK cascade. NCBI's taxonomy places the organism in Eukaryota, Metazoa, Chordata, Mammalia, Rodentia, Cricetidae.